Molecule: messenger RNA, 1449 nt
Organism: Camarhynchus parvulus
Lineage: Eukaryota; Metazoa; Chordata; Aves; Passeriformes; Thraupidae
Product: cis-aconitate decarboxylase-like
Molecular function (GO): lyase activity
Source: RefSeq, a predicted model, not a curated record
AUGGCAUUCCCAUCUGUGUUUACAGGAGCCUCAGACCGGGCUCGAGUGGCGGCCCGCAGCGCUCCCGAGGACACGGUGACCAGCAGCUUCGCCUCAUUCAUCUGCGCGGCGCGGCCCGAGCACCUGUCCCCGACCGUGCGGCAGCGGAGCAAGAGGAUGAUCCUGGACAGCAUCGGCGUGGGGCUUGUGGGCAGCACCACGCGUGUCUUCGACAUCGCCCUGCGCUACUGCCGGGAGCUGUACUCCUCCGUGGCCGUGAGCUCAGUCUACGGAAAGCCAGGAGUGAAGCUCUCUCCGACGCUGGCCGCCUUCACCAACGGCGUGGCGACUCAUUCCAUGGAUUUUGACGACACCUGGCACCCUGCCACUCACCCCUCCGGGGCCAUCCUGCCAGCUCUCCUGGCAGCUUCCCAGAUGCUCCCUCGAACAGCCAAACCCAAUGGCCUGGAUUUCCUGCUGGCCUUCAACGUGGGCCUGGAAGUGCAAGGGAGGCUCAUGCACUUCUCCACUGAGGCUCAUGACAUUCCCAAAAGGUUCCACCCUCCCUCAGUGGUGGGCACCCUGGGCAGUGCCGCGGCCACGGCCAAGCUGCUGUCCCUGAGCUCAGCCCAGUGCUGCCACGCCCUGGGCAUCGCCGCCUCGCUGGCUGCGCCCAUGGCCAAUGCCGCCACCCAGGCCAAGCCUCUGCACGUGGGCAAUGCCACCCGCCUGGGCCUGGAGGCCGCUCUGCUGGCGGGCCGAGGGAUGGAGGCCAACCCCUUGAUCCUGGAUGACAUUCCGGGCUGCUCGGGGUUCAGCGCCUUCUACAGCGUCUACCAGCCCAAGCCUCUGUCUGCGCCUGGCGAGCACCACGAGUUCCUGCUGGAAAAGCAGGACAUUGCCUUCAAGCGAUUCCCAGCUCACCUGGGCAUGCACUGGGUGGUGGAUGCUGCCUUGUCUGUCCGGAACCUCUUCAUCAACUAUGCGGGGUCCUUCUCACCAUCUCUGAUCCGCACUAUUAUGCUGAAGAUCCCAGUGUCCAAGUACAUCAACAGGCCUUUCCCCAGCUCGGAGCACCAGGCCAGGCACUCCUUCCAGUUCAACGCCUGUGCUGCCCUGCUGGACGGCGAGGUGGGCCUGGGCUCCUUCUCCGAGAGCAGCAUCCACCGGCAGGAGCUCAGGGAGCUGCUGGACAAGGUGGUGGUGGAGCACCCUGAAGACAACGUGGCCAACUUUGACAAGAUGUAUGGAGAGGUGGCCCUGCUCCUGCACAGCGGGGACGUCCUGACGGGCAAAUGUGACACUUUCUAUGGGCACUGGAGGAAGCCCCUGAGCAAAGAGUCUCUCCUGAAGAAGUUUCGAUCCAACGCCUCCCACGUGCUUCCAGAGGAAAAAAUAGAAGCCAUCAUCACUCUGGUGGACAACCUGGAGAACCUGUCAGACAGCUCCCAGCUGGCCUGCAGCCUGUGA